Molecule: messenger RNA, 501 nt
Organism: Angiostrongylus costaricensis
Lineage: Eukaryota; Metazoa; Nematoda; Chromadorea; Rhabditida; Metastrongylidae
Source: the annotation of a GenBank genome assembly
AUGACCCCUUGGGGUAUUGCUGCUGCUCCGGGAAUAUUUAUCUCUCGGCUUCUUCCAAACGGUCUCGCCGCUUCUACUAAUCUUCUCAACGUGAACGAUGAAAUCAUUGAAGUCAAUGGCAUUGAAUAUGCUGAACUUAAGCUUACUGAUAAUCUAUUAUUUGUUCAGGUAUCAGGUAAGACACUGGACCAAGUCACUGAUGUCAUGAUCGCCAACUCGGCUAAUCUAAUCCUGACUGUGAAACCAGCUUCCAGCGCACAUUUUCUGCGUUUGCCAUGUAUACCACCAAAUCCAUUUAGAAUGACACCAUACCCACCAGGAUAUUAUAGUCGGUGUGGAUAUAGUUCUCAUCGUGAUUACACUAUACCACCGAGUAUACCUCCAUGUUACUGUGCCCCUCAAAUGUCUCAAUCAUUAUGUGGACAUAGUAAUCUCUACCAAUAUGGCAUGGAGAAUCAACCCGAAAUUGACAGGCAAAACGGCGAUCUCUCAACCGUUUAA